UCCGCACUUCCGCUGUCGGAGCUUUAGAGCGUGACACCCAGCGGAAGUAAACAGUAGCAGCUAGCAGCAUUAGCUGGCUGUGUGUAAUGAAUGAAGUGAAGACGGUACUGAGUCACAGCGCAGCUCAUUAUUGAACGAGUAAUUAAAGAAGAAUGAGUUCAGUUGAGAGUUUGAGAGAGUUUGUCAACGAGCGACUAACUGCUGCUGCUGAAGAAAUAUUCAGAGUUUUUAAAACAACUAUCGUCCAGUACGAGGAAGAGAUCGAUCGGCAGCGCGUCAUGCUGGAUAUCUGCUGGAAACCCCAAGUAAAGUUACACAGGAUAGAGCUCCCACAGCAACAUGUCUGUAAGGAGGAGGAGGUUCUGGCUGACCAGCAGCUCUGUAACCAGGAGAGGAACUCCAGUCUGGACCAAGAGGACCCAGAGCCUCCAGAGAUUAAAGAGGAACAGGAGGAACUCUGCACCAGUCAGGAGGGAGAGCAGCUUGUACUGAAGGUGGAGACGGAUACCGUCAUGGUGACUCCAGCUUAUGAGGAAAGUGACCACAGUGAAGCAGAACCAACAAGUGACCACACAGAGCUCCCACAGCAACAUGUCUGUAAGGAGGAGGAGGUUCUGGCUGACCAGCAGCUCUGUAACCAGGAGAGGAACUCCAGUCUGGACCAAGAGGACCCAGAGCCUCCAGAGAUUAAAGAGGAACAGGAGGAACUCUGCACCAGUCAGGAGGGAGAGCAGCUUGUAGUGAAGGUGGAGACGGAUACCGUCAUGUUGACUCCAGCUCAUGAGGAAAGUGACCACAGUGAAGCAGAACCAACAAGUGACCACCAGCUCCUCUCUAACAACUCUCAUGUAGCUGAGAGCCGAGACCAGAAAGGAGGAAAACAUGGAGACUCUGGAUCAGCUGGAGAUGGAGAGCUGAGGGAAAAGAAAAGACAUCACAGAAACAAUAAAAACUCUACCUCAUCAGACAUUCAACACAACACUCACCCAGGUGAAAAGCCUUUCAACUGUGACACAUGUGGAAAGACUUUUAAGUAUGAGUCCGUAUUGGUUAAACACAUAAGAAUCCACACAGGUGAGAAACCUUUUAUUUGUGAAUUUUGUGGGAGAGCUUUCAACUUCAAAACAAACUUAACACGUCACAUGACAAUCCACACAGCUGACAAACCGUAUUCUUGCAUAACAUGUAGGAAGACUUUCACGCUAAGCAGUACCUUAAAAGAUCACAUGAAAACCCACACAGGUGAGAAACCAUUUUCUUGCAAAAACUGUGGGAGCACUUUCAGCAAAUGUUCAAACUUAACAGCUCACAUGAGAACCCACACUGGUGAGAAACCAUUUACUUGCAACACAUGUGGGAAAACAUUCAACCAGCAUGCACACUUAAGAACCCACAUGAUGAUCCACACAGGUAAGAAACCUUUUACCUGUGAAAUCUGUGGGAAGGCUUUCAGAUGUCGGGCUUUAUUAAGUUAUCACAUGAGAAUCCACACAGGUGAGAAACCAUUUACUUGCAACACAUGUGGGAAAGCUUUCAAGACUCUUAGUGAAUUGAAUCAACACGUGAAAACCCACACAGGUGAGAGACCGUUCACUUGCCAAAGCUGUGGGAAAGCUUUCUUGAAACGUGCACACUUAACAGCUCACAUGAGAACCCACACAGAUGUGAAACCAUAUUCUUGCCAAACAUGCAGGAAGGCCUUCAGGACUAUUAGCAACUUAACUGUCCACAUGACUACCCAUACGGGGGAGGGGUCAUUUUCUUGCAACGCAUGUGAGAGGACAUUCUCUUUUCAGUCUGCUUUGAACAAACACUUGAGAGUCCACACAGAUGAGAGGCCGUUUACUUGCAGCACAUGUGGGAAAACUUUCAAGUCUCAUGGUGAAGUGAAUCAACAUAUGAGAAUCCACACAGAUGAGAGGCCGUUUACUUGCAACACGUGUGAGAAGACAUUCUCCUUUAAGUCUGCUUUGAAAAAGCAUUCAAGAGUCCACAUAGGCGAGAGGCCGUUUACUUGCAACACAUGUGGGAAAACUUUCAAGUCUCAUGGUGACUUGAAUAAACACAUGAAAACCCACACCAGUGGGAAGCCUUAUUCUUGUAAAACAUGUGGGAAAGAUUUCAGGAAUCGUAGUCACUUAACAGCUCACAUGAGAAUCCACACAGGUGAGAAGCCGUAUUCUUGCAAAACAUGUGGGAAGACUUUCAGGUCUUGUAGUCACUUAUUACAACAUACGAGAAUCCACACAGGUGAGAAACCGUAUUCUUGCAAAACGUGUGGGAAAGAUUUCAGAUUUCGUCCUUUUUUGAAGGAGUUGAAGUUUUUGAAGGGCGGGGGCAAAAAUAAAAAAAUGACACAUACCAGGAGGGCACUUUAACGUGCAUUUUUCAACAAUUGCUCAUGAUCAAUCAUAUUGAAUAGGACGCUGUAAAACCAGAUGGACAAAAUUUGAGGUAUGAAAUGUUUGGUCAGUCCAGAGUCUCGUCUCCAGGUGAUUCUUUUGAGAUUAUUUCUCCGCAAAGUAAUUGGCGUCACGAACAGGACUGGCGGAAAAGGACAGCUCUACAAUCUGCAUCUUGGGCCGGGCGACAUUGCAAAGCGUAUUUUCAAAAAUUGCAAUUUCACCUACGCUUAAGAGCAGUGAGUAAGAUUCCAGAAUUUCUCCAUAACAGGAGCUGUUUUGUUAUUAAAGUGUCGGUGGAGAGGGGUUUGUUUAGGGGGGUUCACUCACACAAUUUGGGGUUUAAUAAAGUGAGAAGUAAUGUUUGUGAUUUCACCAAGUUAGUCGUUUCUAAAUGUGUUGGAAAAUCUGUUGGACAGUUUUGUGUUUCCUUUAAUAAAUUGUGCUUCUCAAUGUUGUAUGGUUUAGUGUUGAUGUAACUGUGAGGUGUUGGAGAGAUUUCUGCUGUAAAUAGUUUUGUGUUGCCAUGUUUAACCAUGUUGCACACACACACAUACACACACUAAUGGUUUUGCUUUGCCACAUUUAUAUGCUUUUGUUAGUCGCUUUGGACUCUGUUAACUUUACUAAACCUGUAUGGUCAUCAACAACAGUAAAAUUGUAAUAUUUUCUCUG
Acanthopagrus latus (yellowfin seabream) is the source of this 3077-nucleotide messenger RNA. RefSeq names its product zinc finger protein 260-like. Gene Ontology annotation, molecular function: DNA-binding transcription repressor activity, RNA polymerase II-specific; RNA polymerase II cis-regulatory region sequence-specific DNA binding. The record is from RefSeq and is a predicted model, not a curated record. Bases 153 to 2378 code for a protein of 741 amino acids. NCBI's taxonomy places the organism in Eukaryota, Metazoa, Chordata, Actinopteri, Spariformes, Sparidae. The transcript has 4 exons. Gene Ontology annotation, biological process: negative regulation of transcription by RNA polymerase II.